AUGCCGUCAACGAUCUGUGAGGGUUGCGGGAAGGCAUACAAACGAAGUGGGAUUCUGCCUCACCUAAGAAAAAGCAAAAAUCCACGGUGUCAAGCCUACCAUGCUCUGCUGAAUGACGGGCAAGACCUUUCCACUGAUUCGGACAAGGGAGCCGACCAUGAACAGGAGCUGGAAUCCGAUUCAGCAACUGAAACGGAUGAUGCACGAGGGAGUUCACCCUCUGUACCCAUGUUCGGCCCAGCAAUUCUUGACGCACAUGCCAGCGAACCUGUUCAUGACUUUUCUAUGCAUAUAGAUGUGGCUGGAGACUUCUACAACGAUUACGAAGAUUAUACGAUGGGUGACUUUGAGUUGGAUGACGACGGCGAUGGCGAGGAGAUGGUGGAGACUAGUGGGGAAGGCGGUACAGACUCUGACCGUGACGGGGAUGGAGAUGUCGAGGAGGAAAUCAAAGAAAUUGACAUUGAUGUGAUGGCUGCAGAGGCGGAAGCUGGAUUGGAGCCUGAACGCGCUGGAAGUGAGCAACCAGGUGCGACAGAUCUGGAAGAUGGGCAUACACAUACGGCGGCCAAUGAUGAACCAGCACUUCGACUACAUGGUGGAGAGGAAGAACCACUCAAGAACCGACCCUUUGUCAUUCAAUUUCCAGGAAUUUCGGCGGGAGCAGUGCAUUCGCAGCGGAACAUCGACCAAAAUUCACAGUACUCUGCAGCUGUUGGCGGUAGGAUUAAUCAGUUUGCUCCGUUUUCGUCACAAAUGGAGUGGGAGAUCGCGCGAUGGGCUCAGCUAAGAGGUCCCAGCUCAACGGCCUUCAACGAGCUUAUGGCGAUUGAAGAGGUGAGUGGUCUUUCCUCAAAAGAUAAAAAGGGCUCACCGUCCCUCAUACCUCACGGACUCUCCUUCAAGAACUCUGGGGAACUGAACAAGUUGAUCGAUAAGUCGCUACCUGGUCGUCCCGCAUUCAAGCGCCACGAGGUGAUGGUUGGGUCAGAAGUCUCUGAGGUGUACUUUCGGGAUGUCGUCGCUUACAUCAAGUCGCUUUAG
This is a messenger RNA of Laccaria bicolor S238N-H82, 1044 nucleotides long. RefSeq lists its product as uncharacterized. The transcript has a single exon. Lineage: Eukaryota; Fungi; Basidiomycota; Agaricomycetes; Agaricales; Hydnangiaceae. Bases 1 to 1044 code for a protein of 347 amino acids. The record is from RefSeq and is a predicted model, not a curated record.